GAAUAUUGCAAAAGAUCAUUUCAAAGAGGCCAAGAUGGCGGGCAUAGGGAAAUUGUUUAAAUUUGGAGGCAAAAAGCCCCCAGAACCACCACGGCAAGAUUACGAUCGAAGGCAAAAUAGCGGUGAUGGAGAUUCUGAUGAAGACAGCUAUAUGGAUCCAACAAAUAUACAUGCCAUUCUUCCUCCAAGCUCGGGAAGUUUAAGCUCCAAAAUGCCUAACUAUCCGCCCCCUAGACCAAAUCACCCUAUGAUUCCAUCAUCCCAUUCGCUGGAUAGAAGCCAUAAAGGUCCAUCAGACAACGUAACCAAACCUACAGUGAAACCAAGAACAGUUCAUACAAGCAGAAUCCCAGAAGRMCAACCAGGAAGCCAGAUCAAGGAUAUGGAUGAUUACUGUGAUCCUUGGGAUGCAAGAAAUAAAAAUAAAUCAACAAGCAGUGCUGAUGAUUAUUGUGACCCUGUUGAUGUAUCCAAACCUCAAGAGAAGCCACUGGAUGAUUACAGCGACCCUUGGGACUCAAGAAGAGGAGGAAAUAUAGCUAAACCAAAAGUAAAUACAACAGGUGUCAGAGAUGAAUAUAUAGAUCCAUGGGAUGCACAGGGACCUACACCAGCUUCUGCACAGCAACCUAAAAAUGAUUCUGAAGAAGAAGAUAGCUACACUGAGCCAUAUGACACAGGAAAAAUAACAAUGCUGGAUGAACAAGCAAAGAAGAUGUCACUGAAAGGGAUGAGAAGUCCCUCAACAGGCAGUGAACUAAGGCCUCAAACCCAAACUGAAGACAAUCGACCUGUAGAUGAUUAUGAAUCGCCAUGGGAAAGUAGAGGUCUCAUUAAACCUGAACUGUCACCAAAACCAACUGUUACUAAACCACACACAUACCAAACCCACAUACCUACACAAGAUGGUAGGCCAUGUGAUGACUAUGACAAACCAUGGGAGUGGACAGCAAAGAUGACGUCACAGUUCACUGAACAAAGUAAAACAGCCAAUCAAGCACCAAAGGUCGAUGCAAGGCCAGCUGACGAUUAUGAUUCACCAUGGGAGUACAAUAAAAGAACUAGUCAGCUAGUUUCCAUGGCAACACAACCCAAGACGGAAGCCCCUACAAAACCACCAAGAACUAUGGUUGAUAAUUCUAGUAAAGGUUUAGCGAUUGAUACCACUAAACCUCUUCAAAAACAGGAAUGGUAUCAUGGUCCAGUAACAAGAGUUGAAGCUGAAUGUUUAUUAAAAUACGAAGAAGAUUGCUCGUUCUUGGUCAGGGACAGUGAAAGCAGCAGGAAAGACUAUUCUUUGUCAUUAAAGAAUAAUAAUGCUUUUAUGCAUUUGAAGAUUGUACGAAAUGGAGACAAGUUUGUUCUGGGGCAGUUUAGCCAGCCAUUUGACAACGUCCCAGAAGUUAUUGAACAUUACUCRCGCACAAAGCUUAAUAUCAAAGGCGCAGAGCACAAGUACCUGAAAAACCCUGUAUUUCCCAAACACGACUAUUUUGUUUUAGAAAAAAGAUGAUAUGUACAUAUUGAAGAUCUCCCAUAAAAGUAUUAUUGAACGGAAAAUUAUAAAUGAAUGACAGGUACUAUUAAACAACACUAUAAUAACUAGAAUUAUAAAAUCUCCUUAUUGGUAUAAAAAUAGUUUUCCUCGCAGCCUCUGCUUUUGUUGGGCUUCCUGUCCCUCUCAAAAUAAGCCCUAACAAAAGGAAAGAUUGUAAAGAAGUAUAAAAAAUGUUAGGUUAUUUUUAGCUUAAUUAUAAACAAUAAAGAAAAAUGAUAAUUAAAUACAUAUAAGUUUAAACCUGAACCAGGAAAAUUUGUUUAAGAGAGUUGGUGAUUAGCAGAGAGAGGGGAGCGGAGGCCAACAUAUUUUUACCCCUUGAAAAACAAAAGGUCACUUAGUAAUCAAAGUUAAUUAUUAUGAACAUGCUACCCUAGUCAAACUUUAAGCAACCUGUUAUUUUUUUCUGUAAGAGUCAUUUUUGUAUCUCAAUUGCUCUGUAGACAGAGAUGUCUAAGCAUGGACAGGACCUUAUUUAGUUAAAAUCACAUUAAUGUAGYGGUAAUUAAACAUUGAAGUAGUUAAAUUAACUGUUUUGAACCUUCAUUGCUGUACUCCUAGAAGCUUUGUGUAAUUAAUGCUAGAUAGAGUGUAUACCGGGGGGACUURCGUAGCACGCAGUUGAUGUAGUGUAUUCAUAAAAUGUAUUGUAUUCCAUUGUUUCUCGUUCUAUUGUAUUGUGUUUUGUAUUAUAUCUUUAUGAAUAURCUACAUUAUUUGAGUGCUACGUAGGCUCUCCCUGUGMAAACAACUCUAACUAUAGCUUGACUCCUUCACAGUUCCCUCGGCCAUCUUGAAAGGUAACAAGAUCAGGGAGCUUGCAAUAAAUGUAUCAUGGAGUGUCUUAAGGUGUGAAAAAAGAACACUUUCAUUGCACAUUCACUGGUAAUUUGUCAAGCUUCRAUGCWGAGGYUUUCAGGGAACUGUCAAAGAGACUUUUCUGUUAGUUGACAAUUAGUAUUCAAAGAGCUCAUUAUUUUGUAAAUAGCAGCUGAUUUAUACAUUAUGUAAGGUUGGUUACUUAAAAUUUUAACAGAUUGCUUUUCAGGUUCAUAUUAUUACCAAAAUAGAGAAAACAGGCUUUAUCUAUGAAAAUAAAAGGAAUUUUUAAUUCAGAUAA
Molecule: messenger RNA, 2678 nt
Organism: Exaiptasia diaphana
Lineage: Eukaryota; Metazoa; Cnidaria; Anthozoa; Actiniaria; Aiptasiidae
Product: SH2 domain-containing adapter protein F
Exons: 6
Coding region: 35-1513 (492 amino acids)
Molecular function (GO): phosphotyrosine residue binding
Source: RefSeq, a predicted model, not a curated record